Messenger RNA from Venturia canescens, 1341 nucleotides. RefSeq names its product serine-rich 25 kDa antigen protein-like. Bases 244 to 1140 code for a protein of 298 amino acids. NCBI's taxonomy places the organism in Eukaryota, Metazoa, Arthropoda, Insecta, Hymenoptera, Ichneumonidae. The record is from RefSeq and is a predicted model, not a curated record. The transcript has 3 exons.
UCGUCAGAUUCAAAUUCGAAAUUCAGAUUAUUUAUCAGGAAUUUGACAGAGAAAAAAGCGAAAUUGCUGGCAAUAGACAAAACGUGUGAAAGAAUAAAACAAAAGAGUUGCGUUUUGCAGCGAAUUUCCGAUCGUGCAAGAAAAAAAAAACUAUUUCAAAACGUCACUCAAUUUGAUAGAGAUAUUAGAAAAGGAAUUUUGAAUGAUAUUUGGGUGGAAAGAAAUGACGUUGAUACUCGUGCUAUGUUUGUACUACGAAUCUUAUUGAUGUUGGUCAUCACAGGUGAACAUUACUGGACUCGUUCAGUGCACAGUCGUAAGCUUUUCGGCGAGGAUUCAUUAAUGAGAGGGGGAUACGAAGACGAGGGCGAAAUGUGGAACGACGCGUAUUUCGAUAGAAUUUUUGGAUUGGAUCUCAACCCGAUGGACGAUUCACCGCUAGGAAGCGACGACGAAGACGACGGCAAGGGAGCGGACGAGAAACACGACGAGGAACAUUCCCAAGAGGAGCCCGAGACGAAAGAGUCCGAAACGAAACCAGAAGAGAAGCCUGAAUCGGAGAAGCCCGAAUCGGAGAAGCCCGAAUCGGAGAAGCCCGAAUCGGAGAAGCCUGAAUCGGAGAAGCCUGAAUCGGAGAACCCCGAAACGAAGCCAGAAGUCGCGGAAGGUGAAAAAGCCCCCCCCGAGCCGGGAGAUGCUGAAAAAGAGGAUAAAAUUGACGCUAAAAUUGAAGAGAAGAUCGACGAGAAAAUCGAUGAGAAAAUCGAGGAAAAGCUCGAUGAAAAAUCCAACGAGGCUGAAUCUGACGGAGAUACGGAGGAGCAGAAAGACGAAGAGCCGAGAAAACCCUGGAAACGACAAUCUCGAAGAGAACGCCGAGCCAAUCUUCUCCACGAUUUGUACGACUCGAGUAUUAUCCGGGCUCCGCGAUAUUACUCGCGACAUCAUUACGUAAGGGCAGCCACCACCGAAGACGACGAAGACUGCGAAGAUGAAACCAGCGAAUCUCCAGAACCGAUGGAGUAUUCCAAUUACGAUUCUUCGGACAACGAACGAGGUUCCGGCACUUCGUUGCUCAUGCGAGGAAAUAAUUUGAUGGAAAUUAUGACUGUUUCGUGUUUCGUCUCAUUGGUCGUUUGAUGCCCCGUCGAGUUUCUCCUCGAAGAAAAACAAUAAUCGAUUGUUCGUGAGAAUUGAUCGAACGCCACGAUUUUCCGGACUCGGAUUUCGCACUCGAAUUCCGAUCGGGCACGUGUGUGACAGUUUUUUAUCGCGCGAGACUCCCGCUCACCUCGCCCUCUGUAGUUUCAUAUACUGAUAAUAAAAAUGUGUGUAUAUAAA